AUGUCGACGCGAUGUUUGGUGGCAUUGGCACGACAGUCUUCAGACGAGUUUCCCUGUGCAUCAAAUGCUAUUGCCAGGGACUUCUACAUGGAUGAUCUGAUGACAGGUGGUGAGACUCAAGAAGAAUGUAUUCAUCUCUAUCAUGAAAUAACGGAGAUUUUAAAUUCAUCGAGAUUGCCUUUACGUAAGUGGUGUUCGAAUUCGGCCUUGGUGUUGGAGCAUAUUGGUAAGGAUGUGAGGGACCCGCUGUUCAUAUUAGAAAUAGGGGACGAAGAGAUGGUCAAGUCUCUCGGGUUGUGCUGGAAGCCGGUGCUUGACGAGUUUACGUUUAAUGUCACGCCCAUGCCGGUUAGUUCAAGGCUGACCAAAAGAGCACUGCUAUCCGAUCUCAACAAGGUGUUUGAUCCAUUGGGCCUUGUUUCUCCGGUUCUCUUAAAAGAAAAAAUAUUCUUACAGCACAUAUGGGCUAUGAAGACGGAUUGGGAUAGUCUUCUAUCUAAGGACAUCCAAGAGCGAUGGAGGUCAUUUGUUCAGGAUUUGGAGCUGCUACAAAAUGUACUCGUUCCAAGGAAGGCGCUCCCAGAAGCAGGUGAGGAGAUACAGAUACAUGGUUUUAGUGACGCUUCUCAAGAGGUUUAUGGGGCUUGCAUUUACGUACAAUCCAGAAGCAAGGGUGGUAGAAGGCAUGCAAGACUCCUAUGUUCAAAGACCAGGGUAGCUCCACUAAAGAGCCUUACCAUUCCGCGCCUGGAGCUGAGUGGAGCGCUAUUGCUAGCUGAGCUAUCUGCCAGGGUAGCAGACUCUUGGUCGUUGGAUGCAACGACGUUUUGGUGUUGGACGGAUUCCAUGAUGGUGCUGGGAUGGAUAAAUUGUGAAGGCAGCCGUCUUAAGACUUACGUUGCCAAUCGUGUAAGCCAGAUUCUAGAUCUCACUCAGGCUGCACAAUGACGCCACGUGUCAACAGUUGACAAUCCAGCAGACCUGGCUUCAAGGGGUCUAUGCGCCCGUGAGCUAGUAGGUUCAGAUAAAUGGUGGAAGGGCCCAAGUUGGUUAGAAAGGGAAUGCGAUUGGCAACCAACGUCCACUUAUGGCAUCAGAGAAGGCUUGCCAGAGCAAAGGGAAAUCAAAUUAGUGUUGGUAUCCACGGACUCAGGAAUCGACUUGAUAAAUGUGAUCUCCGAUUGGAGUCGCCUGUUGCGCUCAACGGCUUGGUUGAUGCUGUUUGUUAAUUACCUUAGGAAAAAACAAGGUUUUCAAGCCCCCAAGUAUCUCACAUCUACAUUCUUAAGAGCAGCUGAAACGGUUCUUCUGAAGCGGGUGCAAACGGAAUGUUUCCAUAAGGAGUUCAUGGCGUUGCAAAAGGGGAAGGAGGUGCCACGUGGUAGCAAAUGAUGGAUCAGUGAUGGAUGAGCAAAUAAAGCACCCGAUUGUCCUUCCUUGGGGUCACAGAUUGACUCGCCUCAUUUUUGAGAACUGCCACCGGGAAAUGCUUCACUGCGGGCCGCAAGCAUUAUUGGCACAGAUAAGAUGACGCUAUUGGCCUUUGAUCGGUCGGGUGAUGGCCCGGGCAGUAGUUCGAAAGUGU
Messenger RNA from Cinara cedri, 1585 nucleotides. The record is from the annotation of a GenBank genome assembly. Lineage: Eukaryota; Metazoa; Arthropoda; Insecta; Hemiptera; Aphididae.